This is a messenger RNA of Diaporthe citri, 975 nucleotides long. RefSeq lists its product as uncharacterized. The transcript is spliced from 2 exons. The record is from RefSeq and is a predicted model, not a curated record. Bases 1 to 975 code for a protein of 324 amino acids. NCBI's taxonomy places the organism in Eukaryota, Fungi, Ascomycota, Sordariomycetes, Diaporthales, Diaporthaceae.
AUGUGCAUUAGACAAUUAGGUCCGCUUGUAGGCGGUGCCAUAUCCCUCGCCCUGAACAUAAACACGAAUCAUGCUGGAAAGGUUACGUACACCACGUACCAAGGCCUAGUGGCCAUUUCGGCCCUCGGAGCACCGUUUGCGUUGCUGCUCUCUCAGCCGCAGAAUGUCACCAGGCAGGACGGCACCAGAAUCCCCUACAUGAAGAAGACCACCCUUGGUUUCGAGGCUCGCGCUAUCUGGAAACAACUGCGGAACCGCGAGAUGCUGAUGCUUAUACCUGUGUUCAUGGCUGGACAAUUUGGUGUGACAUAUCAGAGCAAUUACCUUACAACCUAUUUCACUGUCCGCUCCAGGGCGUUGGCAUCCUUCCUUACCGCCAUUGUGGGGGCGGCAGGUGACUUGGUGACGGGUUUAAUACUUGAUUGGAACCGAUUCUCUCGUUCCACCAGAAGCAAAGGCGUCUACAUCUUCGUCUUGGUGUUUGUGACCGGUGCCUGGACGUGGAACGCGGUCAUAGAGUCCGAGCUAUCCAAGAUGGAAGAUCCUCCCACAUUAGAUCUCGGUGGUGGGCCAUGGUUCAACUCGGCCUUUGCUGUCUACCUUCUGUUCAAGUUCUUUUACGAGGUCCUGCAGACAUAUAUCUAUUGGUUGAUGGCCGAGAUCAAGGGGGGCCAGAACGACGGGGAUAUUGCGCGCACUACCGGUAUCCUCCGAUCGUGGGAGUCGAUUGGGAGUGUUGUGGCAUAUGCGGUCGGCGCGACGUCAGUCUCAAACCUCAAACAGAUGAUCCUUGGCUUCGCGCUGUGGGGCUUCACGGUGCCCUGUACACUUUUGGCCAUUUUCUAUUAUGGUCAAAAGGACGAAGGCUCCAACGGCAAUAAUGAAGUUGAGAGUGAGGCUCAACAAGACACGGAUGCCAGUAGCCUCGAAGCGCAGAGGAUUGGCGUGGGAGUGUCAAAGUCUGCGGCUAUUUAG